Molecule: messenger RNA, 4541 nt
Organism: Chinchilla lanigera (long-tailed chinchilla)
Lineage: Eukaryota; Metazoa; Chordata; Mammalia; Rodentia; Chinchillidae
Gene: Uaca
Product: uveal autoantigen with coiled-coil domains and ankyrin repeats
Exons: 19
Coding region: 169-4416 (1415 amino acids)
Molecular function (GO): actin binding
Source: RefSeq, a predicted model, not a curated record
GAGCGUCGGCCGCCGGCCCCAGGUGGCAGGUGGGGCUGGCGCUGUGGGCGCCGCCCCCGCGGUCUACUCCUCCUGCGCCGCGUCCGCGCCCGCAGCCCGCAGACUUGGAGGUUUGCGCGCGGGCCCGGCGCGCCUCCCUCCCUCCGGGAGCCGGGCUGCUGAGCAGCCAUGAAGAGCCUCAAGUCCCGCCUGAGGAGGCAGGACGCGCCCGGCCCUGCGUCGUCCACCGCCGCCGCAGCCAGCGCGCAUGCAGCAGAUUGGAAUAAAUAUGAUGACCGAUUGAUGAAAGCUGCAGAAAGAGGGGAUGUGGAGAAAGUGUCCUCCAUCCUUGCGAAGAAGGGAGUCAAUCCAGGCAAACUAGACGUGGAGGGCAGAUCUGCCUUUCAUGUUGUGGCCUCAAAGGGGAAUCUUGAGUGUUUGAAUGCCAUCCUCAUACAUGGAGUUGAUAUUACAACCAGCGACUCUGUAGGGAGAAAUGCGCUUCACCUGGCUGCUAAGUAUGGACAUGCAUUGUGCCUACAAAAACUUCUGCAGUAUAAUUGUCCCACUGAACAUGUGGACCUGCACGGAAGGACUGCACUUCAUGACGCAGCAAUGGCAGACUGUCCUUCCAGCAUCCAGCUGCUCUGUGACCAUGGGGCCUCUGUGAAUGCCAAGGACAUAGAUGGGCGGACACCACUUGUUCUGGCUACUCAGAUGUGCAGGCCAACCAUCUGUCAACUGCUGAUAGACAGAGGGGCGGAUAUCAAUUCCAGAGACAAACAAAACAGAACUGCUCUCAUGCUGGGUUGUGAAUAUGGCUGCAGAGACGCAGUGGAAAUCUUAAUUAAAAAUGGUGCAGAUGUAAGCUUGCUGGACGCCCUUGGCCAUGAUAGCUCUUACUAUGCACGAAUUGGUGACAAUCUGGACAUUCUAGCCUUACUGAAGACUGCGAUGGAAAAUACCAGUAAAGGAAGAGAACUUUGGAAGAAAGGACCAUCUUUGCAACAGCGGAAUUUGACACAUGUGCAAGAUGAAGUCAGCAUGAAAUCCAGUCAGAGGGAGCAUCAGAACAUUCAGGAUUUGGAGGUUGAAAAUGAAGAUUUGAAAGAGAGGUUGAGGAAAAUUCAGCAAGAACAAAGAAUUCUAUUGGAUAAAGUCAAUGGUCUACAGUUACAGCUGAAUGAGGAAGUAAUGGUUGCUGACGAUCUGGAAAGUGAGAGAGAAAAGCUGAAGUCCCUUUUGGCAGCUAAAGAAAAGCAACAUGAAGAAAGUUUAAGAACCAUUGAAGCUCUGAAAAAUCGAUUUAAGUAUUUAGAGAGUGAUCAUUUAGGAUCAGGAAGUCACUUCAGUAACCGAAAAGAAGAUGUGCUCAAACAAGGUCCAAUGUAUAUGAUGGAAUCUCAGUGCACUUCCCCUGGACUGCCAGCCCACAUGCAAAGUAGGUCUAUGCUAAGACCCCUGGAGGUAUCACUACCCAGUCAAAGCUCACACUCAGAAAACGAGAUUUUAAAGAAAGAGCUAGAAGCAAUGCGAACUUUCUGUGACUCAGCAAAACAAGACCGGCUCAAACUCCAAAAUGAACUGGCGCACAAGGUGGCAGAAUGCAAAGCUUUAGCUUUAGAAUGUGAAAGAGUCAAGGAGGACUCCGAUGAGCAGAUAAAGCAGUUAGAAGAUGCCUUAAAAGAUGUGCAGAAGCGGAUGUAUGAGUCAGAAGGCAAAGUGAAGCAAAUGCAGACCCAUUUCCUUGCCCUUAAGGAGCACCUGACAAGUGAAGCGGCCACAGGAAACCACAGAGUCAUGGAGGAGCUGAAGGACCAGUUGAAAGACAUGAAAGCAAAAUACGAAGGCGCCUCAGCAGAAGUGGGAAAACUACGAAACCAAAUCAAGCAAAAUGAGAUGUUAGUGGAAGAGUUUAAGAGGGAUGAAGGCAGGCUGGUGGAGGAAAAGAAACGAUUGCAGAAGGAAUUUAGUAUGUGCGAAAUGGAGCGGGAAAAGAAAGGAAGGAAGGUCGUGGAGAUGGAAGGGCAGUUAAAAGAAUUGUUAGCCAAGGUGGCCCUGUCCAUCCCAACCGAGAAGUUUGAGAACAUGAAGAGCUUACUAUCAAAUGAAGUGAACGAGAAAGCAAAGAAGCUAGUAGAGAUGGAAAGGGAGUAUGAGCGAUCACUUAGUGAAAUUCGGCAGUUAAAGAGAGAGCUCGAGAAUGUCAGGGCCAGGCUCGCGCAGCAAGUCAGCCCGGAGGAACACGAGCAGCUCAAGGGCAGGCUAGAGCAAAAGUCCGGAGAGCUCGGGAGGAAGGUCACCGAGUUAACGCUGAAAAACCAGACUCUCCAAAAGGAGCUUGAGAAGGUUCAUCUGGAUAACAAGCUCCUCAGCCAGCAAGUGCAUAACCUAAGCACGGAGAUGAAAACUCAUUACGUCCCUCUAAAAGUCAGUGAAGAAAUGAAAAAGUCACAUGAUGUUAAUAUUGAUGAUUUGAAUAAAAAGCUUUCAGAGGCAACACAGAAAUAUACAGAAAAGAAAUCUGAAGUGGAGAAAUUGUUGAUGGAAAAUGACAGGUUACGUAAGAACAUUAACCGCCUGGAAACUGUGUUCAUUCCUCCUGAGAAACAUGAAAAAGAGAUGAUGGCCCUGAAAUUCAAUAUUGUUGAACUUAAAAAACAGCUAUCUGAACUUAAUAAAAAAUGUGGCGAAGAUCAAGAGAAAAUUCACGCACUCACAUCUGAAAAGGCCAAUUUGAAAAAGACGCUGAGUAACCAGUAUGUGCCAGCCCAAACCCACGAAGAGAUUAAAACUGCCCUGAGCAACACAUUAGAUAAGACCAGUAGAGAGUUGUCUGAUGCAAAGAAGCGAUUCGAAGACGUAAACCAGGAACUUGUAAAAAUAAAAGACGAGAAUGAAAUAUUAAAAAGAAACCUUGAAACCACUCAGAAUCAAAUCAAAGCCAAGUACAUCAGCCUGGAGGAGCACGAGGGGAAGAUGAGCGCCGUGAGUCAGAGCCUGCAGGAGGUGCGGGAGGCGAACGCUGCAGUUCUGGCCGACCACCGCCGGGGCCAGGAGGAGAUCGCGUCGCUGCAUGCUGAAAUUAAAGCCCAGAAGAAGGAACUUGACACGAUCCAUGAGUGCAUCAAACUAAAAUACGCUCCCAUCAUCAGCUUUGAAGAGAGUGAGCGGAAAUUCAAAGCAACCGAGAAAGAACUAAAAGAAAAGCUAUCAGAGCAGACCCAGAAGUGCAGCGUCAGAGAAGAAGAAGUCAAGAAAAGCAAGCAAGAGAGUGAGAAGUUAAAGAGGGAGAUCGGUAACCUGCAGAAAGAGUUAAAGGAUAGGAAUGUCCUCGUGGAGAAUGCCCGUGACAUGGAAAGGGUGCUGAGCAGGAAAGCAGAAGAGCUCAGCAAACAGUUAAAAGAUCUGUCACAGAAGUACACUGACGUACAGGCCGAGAAGGAGACACUAGCAGAGGAAAAGGCCAGACAGACCUCUGAGAUCCUUGCAGUACAAAGUCUUCUGCAAAAUCAGCAUGUUCCAUUGGAACAGGUGGAGGCCCUGAAAAAAUCUCUUAAUGGCACCAUUGAGAACUUGAAGGAAGAACUGAAGAAUAAGCAGAAGUGCUUUGAGAAAGAGCAGCAGACAGUGAGCAAGCUGCAGCAGCUGCUGGAGAAUCAAAAGAACUCUUCUGUGCCCCUGGCAGAACACCUGCAGGUUAAGGAAGCAUUUGAGAAAGAGGUUGGCGUCAUGAAAGCUAGCUUGAGGGAAAAGGAAGAAGAAAGCCAAAACAAAACCCAAGAGGUCUCCAAGCUUCAGACUGAAGUUCAGAAUACUAAACAAGCGUUAAAAAAAUUAGAGACUAGAGAGGUAGUUGAUUUGUCUAAAUAUAAAGCAACGAAAAAGGACUUAGAGACCCAGGUUUCCAACCUAAAUGAAAAAUUGGCCAAUCUGAACAGAAAGUAUGAUGAAGUGUGUGAAGAGGUCUUGCAUGCCAAGAAGAAGAACUUAGCUACAAAAGAUGAGAAGGAAUUACUGCAUUUCAGCAUCGAGCAAGAAAUCAAGGAUCAGAAAGAACGAUGCGAUAAGUCCUUAACAACAAUCACGGAGUUACAGAGAAGAAUACAAGAAUCUGCUAAACAAAUCGAAGCCAAAGAUAAUAAGAUAACAGAACUGCUCAAUGAUGUAGAAAGACUAAAGCAGGCACUCAACGGCCUGUCCCAGCUCACAUACACCAGCGGGAGCCCCACCAAGAGGCAGAGCCAGCUGGUGGACACCCUGCAGCACCAAGUGAAGGCCUUGCAGCAGCAGCUGGCUGAUGCUGACAGGCAGCACCAAGAAGUAAUUGCAAUUUACCGGACACACCUUCUUAGUGCAGCACAGGGUCACAUGGAUGAAGAUGUCCAGGCAGCCUUACUGCAGAUCAUACAGAUGCGGCAGGGGCUGGUGUGCUAACGUCAGCACCUCCCGGCCCGCCUGCUUUGUCCUGCUGGUGCUGAGCAUUUCCUAUGCAACUCUCUGCCUCUUCUGGGCCUUACUUGGCUAGUAUAAUUAAAAUAAAAUAUAUUUUGUUCCAUCAA